This is a messenger RNA of Gamsiella multidivaricata, 1426 nucleotides long. RefSeq names its product BRCA2, oligonucleotide/oligosaccharide-binding, domain 1-domain-containing protein. Lineage: Eukaryota; Fungi; Mortierellomycota; Mortierellomycetes; Mortierellales; Mortierellaceae. The transcript has a single exon. The record is from RefSeq and is a predicted model, not a curated record. Gene Ontology annotation, biological process: regulation of DNA-templated transcription; double-strand break repair via homologous recombination. Bases 210 to 1382 code for a protein of 390 amino acids.
CAUAACUAGAGCGAGCACAAAGAAGAACCUUUCGCGAUGCCCUUGGCCCACCGUGCCACCAAAGCGCUGAAGAGCUGCUUGAUUUGGGAAUGUAGGUUGAAAUGCUAUUCAUUUCUUGUUGGUUUUAUCCAGUGACAAACCGCGGCGAUUAGCUGAUUUCAAUCUAUUAUUCUAUUAUUUCAAACAAUAGUUCCGAAGCUGUGGUUAAUAUGACUAUCGAUAGCGCCCAAUCGUAUCGUUUCGGAGACUGGGGCGUGGAGGACUCGUACCAAAGUUUGGUUGAUCGAGGUGCCUCGCCAGAUCUUCUGUCUAAGGUCUGGGUAGCGAACCACUAUCGGCUCAUUGUAUGGAAAGUGGCCUGUUACACUCGAUCUUGGCCGCAGCACUUUGCGACGGAGACAGCCUUAUGUUUUUCUCCAGCAGUGGUCAUGGAUCAGCUCAUUUAUCGCUAUGAGCGCGAGAUCAAUCGAGCUGAGCGGCCGGCCUUGCGGAAGAUUGUCGAAGGAGAUGAAGCUGCGGCGAAGCACAUGGUCCUUUGCAUCGCCAGUAUUGUCGACGAGUACUCUGAGCAGUCCAAGCAAAAUGUAUUGAGUGUUACUGUCACGGAUGGUUGGUACGUCCUUCCCGCGGCCUUGGACGCUUGUUUGACAAGGGCGGUAAAGAGAGGAAAACUCAAGGUCGGAAGCAAGAUACAUGUCUGUCGGGCCAAGCUUACUGGUGCGGAAAACGGGGUCGCGAUUCUCGAACUGGCCGGCGCAGGGUCAUCUACAUCCUCGGUCUCUAUGAUCUUACAAGCAAACAGCACUCGUUUAGCCCGAUGGGACGCCAAACUUGGGUUCCAGCGGGCACCCCUGAUUUGGACGACGCGGCUCCGAAAUAUCACCCCAGAGGGUGGACUUGUGCCAGGACUAGAUGUCAUCGUAUUGCGAAAGUAUCCUGUUAUGUAUAUGGAGACGUUGGAGGAUGGUACGACCAAGCUCAAGCGAACCGCGAAGGAAGAAGAGUGCGCUAGUGAGGCUCAUAGAGAGAAGGUGCAGAAGCGGUACCAAGAUAUGGUUCAGGAAGUCGAGAGGGAGUUUGGAACUGAAAGAGAUUCCGGACGAAUGCGGGAAGAGGUCCAAGCUAGAGCUGUAGAGCUACAGGCUGAGAUUGCAGCCAGAAACAUUACUCCCUUCUUCACUAUCCGUGUAGGAAACUAUGGAUCUGGCACAAGAUACAAUGGCCAUGGCGAUGGAGGACGGCAUCAAGAAGCAUUGGUGACUUUUUGGCAGGCGGACCAUACGCCUUAUCAAGAAGGGCGUCGAGUCAGGGUAAGUGAGAUCGCGAUCUGCCGUUCAAGCUGUGUCGUCUGCAAGGAUUUGCGAAGCAUGGAAGCAUGUUGACCUUAACUAUCUUGAUCGGCAUUGCAGAUAACCUCGCUCAUGGC